This is a messenger RNA of Ochotona curzoniae (black-lipped pika), 1009 nucleotides long. RefSeq names its product basic salivary proline-rich protein 3-like. The transcript has 3 exons. The annotation marks the transcript as partial. The record is from RefSeq and is a predicted model, not a curated record. NCBI's taxonomy places the organism in Eukaryota, Metazoa, Chordata, Mammalia, Lagomorpha, Ochotonidae.
GCACAGCGACUACCAUCGAAAGUUGAUAGGGCAGACGUUCGAAUGGGUCGUCGCCGCCACGGAGGGCCGGAGCAGGGCCGGGGCGUCCCGCCGACCUCGGGAGCGCGACCGACGGUGGCGUCCUGACCGACCGACCGACCGACAGCCUGCCGGCGGGUGCCGGCCUUCCGCCCCGCGAGAGGCGGCGGCGGCCAGCAAGCAGGAGCUCGCAGAAACUCGACCAGCCCCGCGGGCGGGCAGACACCGGCGAGCGGAGGCGACAACGGCGGCGGGGGAUGACGGGGAGGAGAGGCGCAGGAGGGACGACCGGAGGGGGGCGGCGAGAGCCCCCCCCACCGGCCUGACCCCACCCCCGACAACCCCUCGCCCUCACCAGCCUACCUCCCCACAACCGGGCGGACAGAGGAGCGGAGCUCCCGACACGGCGAGGUCGCCAACACCACGCGAGAGCCAACCUGAGAAGCCAGCGGGGGAGACCGGCACCACGGGCCGUCUCGACGUCGCGACCGCCUCCCGCCCGCACGCGCCGACCUCGGCGGGGGUGGCUGGGGAUGGCGCGAGGGCGCGGGAGCCGGGGCCGGAGCCCCGUCCCCGCCCACGCACCACCAGCCAACCGCCACCACACCACUCCCCGCCGGGGUGGGACAGCGGCAGCCAGGCGCGGGGGAGAUGGAGCAGGGGGGCACGCGACAGCGGCGCCCGAGACGACCCUCUCCAUCCGGGGCCGGCAGGCAACAGGCAAGCACCCGCGGAGGAGGAGAGGGGGCGACGGGGCCGGGGCCAGAGCCCGGGCCCACGACGCUCCCCACACACACACAACGGGGGUGCACAGCCGAUGCCGAGCCGCCCAUACAACUUCGCGACGCAAGACGGGGCCGAGGAACCGGCCGACCGCGGCCUCAGGAAGAGCCCACACCGACCCGACCUCACCGACCUCAACCCCCGCGCACACGCGCCGCUCCGACAAGCCGACCCGCCGGCAGCCACGCCACCGGCCACCGCCGCCUGA